AUGUUAAGAGAACUCAUUGCUCCCGCACAAGAACAGGUCGCUUUCCGAGAAUAUGAAAGCCCACCCUUGCAAGCGAAUGAAAUUCGAGUCAAGAGCCAGUUUGGCGCAGCCAAACACGGUUCAGAGAUGGCAUCAUAUAAAGGUUAUGCAAGCCCACGCGGUGGCUACGAUUCGGAAUAUAAGGUCUUUCAAGCGAACACCUCCGGAAUGGUGCAUUAUCCUUCAGGACUUGGGAACAUGUGUGUUGGCACGGUAACUGAGAUUGGCGCGGACGUUACCGACUUUGAGGUCGGAGAUCGGGUUUUUCGGCACAGCUCCUUUCGCGAGGAAAAUGUUUGGGGUGCUGCAGGUGUCCGGAAACUUCCCGAUGGCGUUCCUUGGCAGGCAGCCGUCUGUCUGGAUCCAACAGAUUUUGCCCUCGGCGCGGUGCGCGACGGUCAUAUUCGCAUUGGUGAUGCCGUGGCAGUCUUUGGGCUUGGUGGAAUUGGAUUGGUGGCACUGCAGCUUGCUAAAUUGGCGGGUGCCUACCCUGUAAUUGGUGUCGAUCCACUCGAGUUACGCCGCAAUGUUGCCCUCGAAUGUGGUGCCGAUAUUGUCCUUGACUCCGCGACAGUUGAUGCUGGUUUGGAAAUUAAAAAAGCUACCAACAAGCGUGGUGCCGAUGUUUGUAUUGAAUAUAGCGGUCAUCAUACGGCACUGCAAGCGGCUAUCCGUGGCGUGGCUUAUUUAGGGACUGUUGUCGCUGGGGCAUGGCCCGGCAUCUACCCAACAGGGUUAGAUCUCGGUGCUGAAGCGCAUUUCAAUCGACCGACUAUUAUCUUUUCACGCGCUUGUAGUGAACCGAAUCCCGAAUAUCCAAAUUGGAAUGAAGGCAGACUCUUUGAAAUCAGCUGGCGGCUACUUUGCGAUGGUAGUCUAAAAUCUGAACCGAUUAUCCAUCCUGUUGUUGAUUUUGACGAUCUGUUGGACGAGUAUCCGAAGAUUGCGACGCACCCGGGUGAGAAUGUAAAGUUAGGCGUUCGAUUCGCAUAA
Geodia barretti is the source of this 1032-nucleotide messenger RNA. The record is from the annotation of a GenBank genome assembly. Lineage: Eukaryota; Metazoa; Porifera; Demospongiae; Tetractinellida; Geodiidae.